Molecule: messenger RNA, 1524 nt
Organism: Musa acuminata subsp. malaccensis (wild Malaysian banana)
Lineage: Eukaryota; Viridiplantae; Streptophyta; Magnoliopsida; Zingiberales; Musaceae
Source: RefSeq, a predicted model, not a curated record
GUUUGGGAGGUUCUAUUGUGUUUCAUCUGAAAUCAAUUAAAAGGGGAAAGCAAAAUCAGAAUGUUGUAUUGAUAUUUACCAUGUGUAGAAGGGCUAGAGAAGGGACAUUGGUCUAGAUUGCUUACAUUUGUUUACAGCUUAGGUUGAGGAGUCUAUGUAGUCAUUACACAUGACAGGCUUAUGUGUGAUUACUAGGAAAUUUAUAAGUAUAGAACUGAUGAGCAUGAUUUAAAGAUGAUGAUUGAAGUUAUAGGCUUGCAAACAACGAUAUACUACUGUUCUGUGAAAUGAAGUUUAAAAUGUAGGGUUGUAGAGGACUUAAACUAUUUUUCAAUAAUUAAUAUAAUUUGAGGAUAACAAAAGCACUGGGGUGAACACUCAUUGCACCAUGUAGUCCUUAGUUUGUGCAGCUCCUCUAAAAUGUAUAAAUUGAGGAUUAUACUCUUUGGUUUUUAAAGGGAAUUAAAAAAAAAGGAAUGUAUAAAUUGAGGGUAAGGAUGCCUCCACAAAAACCCAGCAGACAUGCAGAAUUAUUUUACUCUUUCUUGUCUAGUGUGGAUUUUUUAGCAAGCAUUUUUGGCCAACAAUGUUUUGGUGUCAUUUGUUUUACAUGGAUUUAAUAUGACUCUCAUUUGACCUGCAGAUGAAGCUAGAGUUAAAGAGUUUAAGCUCAAAUCUAUGUGGAGAAGCCCAAAUGGAACAAUAAGAAAUAUUUUAAAUGGAACUGUUUUUCGUGAGCCUAUUCUUUGCCGCAAUGUGCCACGCAUUGUUGCUGGUUGGAAGAAACCUACAUGUAUUGGUAGACAUGCAUUUGGAGAUCAGUAUUGCGCUACUGACAUGAUUGUUAAAGGUCCUGGAAAGCUUAAAAUGGUUUUUGUCCCUGCAGAUAAAGGUCCACCUGUGGAGCAAGAUGUUUAUGAGUUUAAAGGCUCUGGUAUUGCAUUAUCUAUGUAUAAUGUAGAUGAGUCCAUUCUGGCUUUUGCUGAGUCAUCAAUGUCCAUGGCAUUUGCAAAAAAGUGGCCACUUUACUUAAGCACCAAAAAUACCAUAUUGAAGAAAUACGAUGGCAGGUUUAAGGACAUUUUUCAGGAGGUUUAUGAAGAAAAAUGGAAGUCAAAGUUCGAAGAACAAUCAAUAUGGUAUGAGCAUAGGCUGAUUGAUGACAUGGUAGCUUAUGCAUUGAAAAGCAGUGGUGGUUAUGUGUGGGCCUGCAAAAAUUAUGAUGGAGAUGUCCAGAGCGAUUUCCUCGCCCAAGGAUUUGGUUCAUUGGGCUUGAUGACGUCUGUAUUGAGCUUGAUAAACAUGAAAAACUACAAGACUUUGUCCAGAAACACUUGGAAAGAGUGUCCAGAGAAUUCUACUUGAACACCGAGGAGUUUGUUGAUGCUGUUGCUCAGAACCUUAAAGAGAAGAUCCAAGUAGCAGCAAUUAUUUAAAUGCUUUGUUAAUUUUCAAGAUGGAUGACGUGUUUUCUCAAAAAAAAAAAAAGAAAAAAAAGAGAGAAAAGGAGGAGUUGGAUUUGAA